UUUCGUGUUGUAUAGCGCAAGUGCUUCGACCACAAUGGUCACAGUGGCAGUGGAACGUUGGUAGAACACAGCAAGGUAGGGGCCCCAGCAGGUGCCCCAACCACAACUAGCAAGACGGUGGCCCACGGCAAAGUGGCCCUCGGUGGCGGCCAGAACAAUGCCACCAAGGGCGGUAACUCCUCGGCCGCAGACGGCGACUAUCAGUUGGUACAGCAUGAAGUACUGUACUCGCUCACAGCGCAGUACGAGGUGCUGGAGUUCCUUGGCCGCGGCACCUUUGGCCAAGUGGUCAAGUGCUGGAAGAAGGGCACCAAUGACAUCGUGGCAAUCAAAAUCCUCAAGAACCACCCCUCCUACGCCAGGCAGGGCCAGAUUGAGGUUGGUAUAUUGACAAGGUUAAGCCAGGAGAGCGCAGACGACUACAACUUUGUACGAGCCUUCGAAUGUUUCCAGCACAAGAACCAUACGUGUCUGGUGUUUGAAAUGCUUGAACAGAACCUCUAUGACUUCCUCAAACAGAACAAAUUCUCUCCACUGCCGCUGAAAUUCAUCCGACCCAUCCUUCAGCAGGUCUUGACAGCUCUUCUCAAACUUAAGCAACUUGGGCUGAUCCAUGCAGACCUGAAGCCAGAGAACAUCAUGUUGGUAGACCCGGUCAGACAACCGUAUCGUGUCAAGGUCAUCGACUUUGGCAGCGCUUCUCAUGUGAGCAAGGCCGUGUGUAACACCUACCUGCAGUCUCGCUACUACCGUGCCCCAGAGAUAGUCCUCGGCCUGCCCUUCUCCGAAGCUAUUGACAUGUGGUCGUUAGGUUGUGUCAUUGCUGAGCUCUUCCUGGGAUGGCCGCUCUAUCCAGGGUCUUCUGAGUACGACCAGAUUCGUUACAUUAGUCAAACACAAGGGAUCCCUGCGGAACACAUGCUCAACAAUGCCACCAAGACCACCAAAUUCUUUUAUAGAGACAAUGAGUCGACCUAUCCAUUCUGGCGGCUUAAGACCCCAGAGGAACAUGAAGGGGAGACCGGUAUAAAAAGCAAAGAAGCACGUAAAUACAUCUUCAACUGCCUGGAUGACAUGGGUCAGGUCAACGUACCCACUGAACUUGAAGGCGGUGAGUUGCUGGCGGAAAAGGCGGACCGACGGGAGUUCAUCGAUCUGCUGAAGCGCAUGUUAACCAUGGAUCAAGAACGGCGGAUCAGUCCCGGAGAAGCGCUCCAGCACAGCUUUGUUACCCUCCAACACCUGCUGGAUUAUCCUCAUUGUUCCAAUGUUAAGGCUUCAAUGCAGAUGAUGGAGGUGUGCCGGCGGCCGGCUCCAGCAUACGCCACAGCUGCCACGGUUUCCCAGGCUCAGGCGCUCCCGCCCUCACUCAUGCCUAACUAUGUUCAUUCCACCAAUGGUUCUGUCACUCUCACUUUCAACAAUCAGAUCACCAAUCAGUAUGGGUUGUACCAAGGGAGUCGCAGCGGACGAGGCUACAGUGGCAGCAGUCGAGGAGAAGCCGCGGCAGCGGCUGCGGCGGCGGCUAGCUUCCAGCCACAGCUGGUGUCGUCCAUCCUUUGUCCGCCGCCAUACCAAGGUCUGGCGUCCCCGGGCAAGCAUGUCACGGUAGUGACACAGCAACCACAACUUCAACUGCAGCCUUCUCUGCUCCCCCAGCAGGUUGGCGGUGGUGGUCAGUAUGUACCUGUCUCUAUGGUGGAGCAACCAGGACGUGGCAUGUUGUUGACAACUGGUGCGGCAGUGGGCGGAGGAUGGGGUCGUGGCGGCCAGAUGGCCCUGGUUCCCGGCGGCUGGCAGCAGCUGCCACAGCCACCGACUUCUCUGCAGCAACCAGCCAGUCUCCUGCCUGACGCCACAGAUGCCUGGCGGCGGACAUUCCUGGUUGACUCGUCAGUGGUGCAGGGAGAUGCACCACCCGCCAUGUUUCCGGUGGACCUGCACCCAGAGCUCUACGAGGCUUACCCGUCUGGCACCUGGGCGGGUAGCAAGCGCUCGAGCAAAGCCUCAUUGCUGAGCCACUCCGGCGCACACGCUGCCCACACCCUCCAUGUGGGCGGUCGACCAACACAGCCGCCUGCACACGACAAGAAAGAUCUGAGCCAGCAGCUGUCACCCGUCAAGAAGCGGGUGAAGGAAGGUACACCGCCAGGUGCGUCAUCUACACACUGGGGCGGCAGUGGCACAGCGACACAACUCAACCAUAACUACCACAACAAUCAUGUUCAUCAUUCAGCUCACCACGGGAGUCAUCACCAGGGUCAUCCUCACCAUCCAAGUCAUCACUCUACCCACCACUCCACCCACUCCUCCAGUCAUCACCCGGUGAUACAUGGCAGUCACUCCAACCACACCAGUCAUGUCAGCGGCGGCACAGGUGGUGGCGGCGGCAGUCACAGCUCUCAUACAGGUGGACACACUGGUCAAGCAUCUCAACAGACACACAGCAGCCAGCAGCACUCCAACAGCAAUUAUAGCAGCAGUAUCAACAGCAGUGGCAGACAGCAAACCAUCACCAUCCGUGACACUCCAUCUCCGGCCGUCUCUGUCAUCACCAUCAGCGACAGUGACGACGAGGCUGCAGGUAAAUGUUGCAAGGACCGUCACUGCUCAACGUGUGUCAACAACAACAAGAUUGCUUCCAGUUCACAGCAGCACCAGCAACAACAGCAGCAGCAACAACAGCAACAGCAGACAUCGCACGAUGACAAAUAUGCUAGUUUGUCCCACAACUACUCGUCGGUGGGAGCGUCUCACAGCCAGAAGAAGAGACUGCUGGCCAAGGCUCAGAGCGAGUGCAUGUUGCACGUUGCAAAGCCAGAAGCUCGCGACUAUGUUGCUCAACACUCCCGCGACAACAUCUACACCACCAGGGAUCACCUGGCGCCGCCCGCCGCCCACGUCAGGGACUCACUGUUGCAGCCGCUACCCACCCACCACGACAACCUCCCACCGCCCGCCGCCCACACCCGCGACCCCGCCCGCACCCACACCCACACUCACACUCACUCUUACACCCAGCCUCCACAGGCACAUAAAGACUACUCUAUACAGUCUGGAGUACACCCGCCUGGACACAAGGACUACUCACAGCCUCCAGUAGCCCACAGUAACCGUGACCAGCGCGUGGUGGUAGGCAGCAUGAAGGGCUGGUGCAGCAGUAGCAGCAGAGGCAGCAGUGCGGUGGUGGGCGGGCAGGGCAGUAGCGGCAGCAGCAGUAACAGCAGCCUGACCUACGCCCACACGCUAGGGCGGGCACACGCUGGAGGUGGCGGCGGCAGCCACCACUCCCCGACCGCCCAGGCUCACGGCUUGUCGCCCAUCUCCCAGAUAGCUGUCACCAGCUCCCUGGCUGGUAUUGUGCCCACGCAGGCGGAUGUUUACCGGGAGUAUCGCCGUGCUGCACCGCCACAGGCCGCUGCCGCUGCUGCCGCUGCUGCUCAGGUGUACGUUGCUACCACUCAACCAACUUACCUACCCUCAUCCAUCCCUGCUACUCAUACUGUCAACCCUUUUACACCAGGAGGCGCGUUGCCACCACCCGCUCACCACAGCAAUGGGCGUGCCGUGCUGGCCGCACCGCCCGCCCACCCGCUUCCCGCCCACAUGCAACCAACGGCUGUGUUCCCCACACACCCACAAGUGGCGCCGCCGUACAAUGCAUACACGGCGCUCUCCCCUGCCAAGAGCCAGUACCAGAGCAUCUGGUUCUCCGAAUAGAAGAAACUUCUCGUCUGUCCGCCGUCAAAGAAUAGAAAUGGCCCAGAAGUUGAGCUGGAAAUAAAUUUUUUGGUAACCCCCUCAAGAAUUGUAGAAUUGAAAGGUGGAUAAUGAGGGGAAAGAAGGGGUCUAGUGUAGGCCUGACCCUCACCACCUUCUCUACAUUUUAACAAAGAGCUGCCUUACUACAAACAUCACCAUUACAAAAAAAAUGGCAUCAUGGGCCUGCUAGAUUUUGACUAGAAAAAUGGGAAACGAUAAAUGCCAGGAGGAAAUAGUCAUUAUUGUUCGUGCCAAGUGUCAGGGUUGACAGUGACUAAGUGUUUAACAAAAGUAGUAAAUAUGAGAGUGUUAUAAAUCUCCAUAGGUGCAAAGCUCUUUGAUAUAAUUACUGCCCUGUGAUUACUGAUUGGGGGCCAAUAUAGAGUUUUUGAGUUGAUUGUUCUCUUAACAUGACUCAAGGAUCAGUAUGGGCCCCAGAGUUGUGUGUAGAACUAGUGCAUGUGCGCUGGAGCGCGCCCUCAGCAUCUUAACCGUACAUCGGCCGUCCCUGGGGCGGUGAUAUUCAUCAGCAUAUUGUUGAUGAGUAAGAGAACUAGUUAUCACUUUUUAUUGUAUAUUAUGGUUUGUGUGCGAGCCUUGAAUGGUAGGAGCGCCGCUCUUGAAGGAUGGACACUGUGUGCGCGCUGGCCACUUUGGUUCACCAAAGUGGCCACAUUUUUAAACUUUUAAGUCGGCCAAAGAAGUUCUAAGUUUGUUUUGUGUUGAACUUGAUAAAUCUUAUCAAGUGUAAGAUUUUAGUUGAAACUCCAAGUGUUAAUUCUGUGAAGGUUAGCCACUAAGGAUAUUGGUUAAUAAAUGCCACGAACUGUAUCUUCAGUCAAGUAGGCCUAACAAUAUGCAGUUAUACAGGUGUAUAUUUAUUUUGUGUUUUACCCAGUCUAAAUACGUUUGAUAUGUUUUAAAGGGAUACAAGGGGCUUGACAGUGGUCUGUAGUAGAUGUUUUAGCACGAGUAGUCUUGUGUUUAUAGCCGACGAAGCCGAGGGUCUCGGCGCCGUGUGGUCGAGCCCGUCUUCCCGUCCACAAAGCAAGGGAAGGCGGGGCGGCGGCGGUGCAGCGCUCGCCGGCACGGUGCACCGUGUUUGGUGUUUGUUCGCAGGUUUGUUUGAUCUCCAUUAACAUAUACGCUUUCUUGGACUUCUUCCCUAUGUGUAAAGAUGUUAUUUAUGUCCAGCGUGUGAGGACCUUCUCUUUUUAUCUUGAAACAUCCUCUGUAUGGUAUUUGUGGCGGUCUCUGGACCAGGGUCUCCUGACUGUGGUCUCUGAACUGUGGUCUCCGGACCGUGGUCUCCAGACCGAGAUCUCCUGACUGGUCUCUGGACUGUGGUCUCUGGACCAUGGUCUCUGGACUGUGGUCUCUGGACCAUGGUCUCCAGACUGAAGUCUCCUGACUGUGGUCUUGUGAUUGUGGCCUCCUGACUGUAGCCUUCUGACUGUGGCCUCCUGACUGUGGUCUUCUGACUGUGGUCUCCUGGCUGUGGUCUUCUGGCUGUGGUCUGUGGACUGAGGUUUCCUGACUGUGGUCUCUGGACUGAGGUCUCCUGACUUUGGUCUCUGGACUGAGGUCUCCUGACUGUGGUCUCUGGACCUAGGUCUCCUGACUGUGGUCUCUGGACCCAGGUCUCCUGACUGUGGUCUCUGGACCCAGGUCUCCUGACUGUGGUCUCUGGACCCAGGUCUCCUGACUGUGGUCUCUGGACCCAGGUCUCCUGGCUGUGGUCUCUGGACCCAGGUCUCCUGACUGUGGUCUCUGGGCCCAGGUUUCCUGACUAUGGUCUCUGAACCCUGGUCUCCUGACUGUGGUCUCUGGGCCCAGGUCUCCUGACUGUGGUCUCUGGAGCUAGGUCUCCUGACUAUGGUCUCUGGACCAAGGUCUUCUGACUGUGAUCUCUGGACCGAGGUCUCCUGAUUGUGGUUUCUGGACCCAGGUCUCCUGAGUGUAGUCUCCAGACCCAGGUCUCCAGGACUGAGGUCUCCGGGACCAAGGUCUCCGGGACCAAGGUCUCCUGACUGUGAUCUCCGGACCAAGGUCUCCAGACCCAGGUCUCCUGACUGUGGUCUCUGAACCAAGGUCUCCGGACUGAGGUCUCUGGGCCGUGGUCUCCGUGGGUAGCAGGAGAGACUAUUACACACAUGGGCUAAGUGCUGACCCCCAUCACCUGCCUCUCUUAACCUCCACUGUGACUUCUCUCAUGGCAAGAUUUUUUUAUUAAGACACCAACCCAAAAUAGAAGAAAGACUUUGACUGUCACUCACACCGUUAUUGUCUUGCCAGAGGCUUGCUGGUUCAGUAAGUCCUCAACUUACAAACACAUUGUGGACCUCCUGUAUUGUGCAUAAUAAUGAUUUUAUUAUACACAAUAAUGAUAUAAUAUUGAUAUUAUACACAAUACAGAAGAUUCUCAAUGUGUAAGUCAAGGACUUACUCUACUAGAGAGGGAUUGAGUGAGUGAUGGUGAAGGUGUGUCUUCUUGGGGGUCACCUUGCCUUGGUGACAAACAUCUGAUGUGUUAGUAAACAUGUUUCUUGUAGAGUUGCGAGUGUUGCAAUAUUUUUGAUUGACUUUUUUUUUCUUCUUCUUUUAAAGUCUUUUAGAAUAUUUUUAUUGUUUAAGUUCAAGAUAUAAGAAAGUUUGAUAAUUCUGAAAGUUUGUACUUUUACCACAAAAAGAAAUGAAUGGUAUAGGACUUUUAGGCCUGAGAAGUAAUGGAGUCGGCAUUGAUAGUAACUGAAAAAUUAGACACGUGCAGCAUCUGCAACGUGCAGAUGUUGCACACGUGUUUAAUUCUCCAUGUUGUGGGUAUUAUAUACCAUUCAUACACAUUGCUAGUGACUACUUCAGUGAGGAGAGAGGAUGGGGGGGGCAGCCAUGCCUAUCUUUUUUUUUUAUCUUAGACCUAGACAUGUAGGGUGGUGGUCAGAUCUACAGCUGCUGUAGAUGUUGGCUGCGACCUUGUAUGUAGGGGGCAGCAGUAGCCAAGGUCGUCUCCAGGUUAUGACGACCCACGUGAUGCAGGGUGUGUUCUGAGGUUAUCUACGCCAGACACUUCAUAAACAAAUGCCCAGUUAUUUUCAGUCGACGUUUUUUGCCAUUCGGACAUUUUUAGUUUAGAAUUUUUGUAAGUUAGAAACUAGACGUUAUCCUUGGAGAGCAGAUCAUGUGUUGACUGUACAUAAGUAGCUUAGUGACCUUGUGCGUGCUUGGUGUGAAGCACAGCAUUGUGCGUGUGAUUACACAAGUCUGACUAUCUCAUUGUCCUCAUGAAAUGUCCUGGUGGUAAAUUGAAUAAUUGUCCUCUUUAAAUUGAUUAAUAAUGUUGAAAUAAUUGCCCUUGAUUCAGGUUAAGAUACCUCAGUUCACUCCUGGCCCCAAGAAUGGAACUGGGUUAGUAAGAAUCUGUGAGACUGACCAUUGGAACACUGUACACAAAUCAUCAAUUUGGUCCAGUAGAGGUUAUCACUAGUUUUGGUGCUGGUUAUCAGCACCUUUAUAACAGCCCUCAACAUGUGAUGUUUGUAUUUAGAGUGCCUAAGCUCUAGUAUUUUAGCAUAUAUAACAUAUAGACAAGGUUGAUUGUUGGGUAAUGUGUCACCAGGUGACUCUCUCUCUCUCUCUCAAUGUCAGUGUAGGGGAGGGCCCUGCAUGUACACUACCUAUUUUCGGUGUUAUGUUUUCAUUGGCCAUUGUUCGUUACAUUCCACGUGCUGGUGAUUGUCACCGAUGUGUGGAAUGAUGCCUAAAUUGGAAGCCAACAAAAGUGCAGAACACUGAAAACAGGUGGUGUACAUACUUGGCCCUCCUUUAUUGUGCAAUGCUGGGGCCCUGAGGGAGUCGUCCGCGGCCCCUAGCUCCCUCGUCCAAUGAAUGGAGAGGCCAGUGCAUCUGGGUGUAUCGUCACCCAGCAAUCAAGAUUGUUUGUGUGGGUUCAGUAUAACAAUGUAACAUUGUCGCCCAAUGUUAGUUCUGCCCUCACAAAACACUAAGAGAGUUCAUCAGUGUACACCGGUGUAGUACAUUGAGGUAGUACGCGGACGUAGUACACAAAAAGAUAUGAGUGUACGUAUCUAUAUUUUUCUUGAAAGUGUAAAUACAAUUGUGAGUGUAAUAUUUUGGGUCAUUAAAGGUGUGUAAAAACUUUGUAAGAUAAUUGUAAUGUGUAUUUAAUGAUAUUAGGUGACACAAAUAUCCUCAGUGUUUCUAAACAAUCUUUGUUAGUAUUCUAAAUAUCACAUUGUCACGCUUCAAAAAACAUUUAUAUUUCUCCCUGACUCCAUUCUAGAUUUCCCAGUUUGUGGUAGCUAGGAUUCAGUGACCUUUUUACUGCUUAAGAAAGAUUUUCACUUAUUCUGGUGACUUCUAGAUGUGAAACUGUGCUCAGAUUGUCACUUUGACUAUCAGGAUUAGUACUAGUAGUACUAAUACUAUCUUCAGUGUGCUGGAGAGUACUAGUACUAUCUUCAGUGUGCUGGAGAGUACUAGUACUGUGUUCAGUGUGUUGGAGAGUACUAGCACUAUCUUCAGUGUGUUUGAGAGUACCUAUACUACCUUCAGUGUGCUGGAUAGUACUAAUACUAUCUUCAGUGUGUUGGAUAGUACCACUACGACCCUUCCCACCUGACCCUUACUACUUCUACCUGUAUUACUACUAUAGUUCUCUCAGAUAUUUGUGUCCAGUUUAUUGAAGUCACUUUAUGCUAUGUAGAUAGCAGGGUUGGGUUUUCUAAGCACCUAUAGGCAGCCAAGAUCCUAGAGCCUUAGGCCUGGCUUCCAGAUUGCAGUAACUCUGGAAGUCGGCUGCUGGGAUGGCUUCUAACUCGCCUAUAGGCAGCCAGGAUCCUAGAGUCUUAGGCCUGGUUUCCAGAUUGCCGUAACUCUGGAAGUCGGCCGCUGGGAUGGCUUGGAACUCACCGAUGAUGUUGGUGAUCUGUGAGCGUUUGACAUUUUUUCCAUGUGCUCCCGCUAUGUGAUUAUGAGCCUAUUGUCCAUCUUGCAAACUGUAGUUGAGAACGGAACACUGGGUGGUGUUCUAUUAGGGUGGUGGUCCUGUGGGUUGACACGGUUGAUGUGUGUCCGCCAGCCUACGCCAGCAGGCGCCUACCAUGUCAUUUCUGGCGUCGCUGCACCUCGACUCUGCCCGAGGAAUUCGCGAUGCUUGUUGAUGUGUAGGGUGAUUGUGCGUGUGUUUUUUGUAUGAGUGCAUGGCAGUGAGUGCAUGUUUUAUACUUGAGUAUGUGAGAGUGUGUGCAGAUGCAUGAACUUGAAUGCAUAUGUGUGUGAGGUGCUUGUACAUACGUGUGCAUGCAGUAUUGAUGCAUGCAUACGAGUGUAUUACUGUAUGUGUAUGAGCGAUGCCUGCGAGUGCACUCUUAUACACACCCGGAUAGUCACCCCCACAGGACCCAGGUUUUAGUUCCUUAGUUUGUUAGGAUGUCAUGCAGUAUACUAGGAUAGUUUUGAAGGAUUCUUUGUCAGUUUAUCAUUUUAUUCUCCUUUUAAGCCAUUUUUGAUUUUGAGGGCCUUUAUUAGUGAAGUGUUUCCAUAAGACCAUUUAGUAGUAUUAUCUGUGGUUUUGGAAUUUUGAGAUAUGUAUAAUUAGUAAUAAUUGGGACUUUUUAAAUGGAAAUUAUUUGUAUGAUUUCCAGUGUAUGGUUUUACUUGCAAUUUUUAUUAAUUCUGAUAUUUCUUAUAUAUUCUCUGUCUACCCCAUUUAUUGUGUGUAUGAUUAGGCCUUUUAUCAGACUCCUCUAGUUACUCGAUCUUCUCACAAAUGCGGUUGAAAACGUACAGCGGAAAUUGAGUAGUAGGUACAGUAAACUUGAUAUAAGAGACUUGUUUUAUUACUUAAUGAGUUAUUGUACACUUGGAUAAUCCUCCCGCAUCAGUCCAUUAUAUGAAGGGUUUACUGUACCAUGAAGGUCUGUCCUUGCAAUAUUCAAUUUCUGUUAAGUAUUGUAAUGAAUACGGUUGAAAGAGUGCAGUGGAAAUUAAGUGCAUUUCCACACACUCCAGUUUUAGAUUGACUUGGUCAAUCACACUUACAGAUUAUAUAGUGGAGCUUUAUAAGAGGUACGACUUAUUGAUGACAUUGUAGCCUGGGAGCUUGUUGACCAGUGUUGCUGUUGCUGCAACUCUGUUGUGGCCCUCUUGUGUUGCUUCACAUGUACUCUGCAACACCUGAAAUACACUCUUACCUUUGUAAGUCACUUGUUUUAAGUCUGCAUCAAAAAUUUAUCUUCACGGCUACACUGGCAAGACUGUACCUUUGUAACACUGACUUUUAUUGUUGCCACAACACUGGUAAGUCUGUGUACCUUUGUAACACUGACUUUUAUUGUUGCAGCAACAUCAGCAAGUCAUUGUACCUUUGUAACACUGACUUUUAUUGUUGCAGCAACAUCAGCAAGUCAGUGUACCUUUGUAACACUGACUUUUAUUGUUGCAGCAACAUCAGCAAGUCAGUGUACCUUUGUAACACUGACUUUUAUUGUUGCAGCAACAUCAGCAAGUCAGUGUACCUUUGUAACACUGACUUUUAUUGUUGCAGCAACAUCAGCAAGUCAGUGUACCUUUGCAACAAUAUUGAUAUAGUUUCACAACAACACCAGCAAGACAGUGUACCUUUAGGGCCUAGUUAAUUUGUUGCAUUGAACAUCCAGUGUCUUGAACAAUGACACAGCUCAUUACGUUUCGUAGUUAAGUAUGGAGAGGCGGCCGGAUUAUUAGGCACACCGGAAAAAUUGAAUAUUUGUGGGGUUUAGGCCUAUUACAUCGAUUAGGAAAUGUUGAAUGAAUGAUUCAGUUAUGGUGGAAUGCAAUGAACACAUGAAUGACUAUGGUGUAAUGAACACUUGUCAGUGUUCAGUAAUGACACACAUGGAGACCAGAACACAGGAAGUUGAUGUGUAUAUUUUGACCAUCUUCGUGGUCAUCUGGUGAAGAGGACCCCAAAAUGGGGUCAAAAUAUGCAUAUCAAUUAACCUCCUGUGUUUCCUGCUCCUUUUGGGUUAUUGCUGAGUCUUCACGACUCAUGAAAUCAUAAUAGCACCAGUGCAAACAAACCGUGGGUUGUAAUCCCAUUUGUGGUUUGGUUAUUAUUGAAUAUUGAACAUGUACAUGUGUUCCACAUGUUUAACACUUAGUGUACCUGUAGCCUCAGUUACAAGAGCCAAGCCUGGAAGUACGUUGUGUACGCAGGUACAACAGUGGGUAUGUACGUUGUCAUCACAGUUCCAUACCCAUGUUAAUCUAUCAACCAUCUUAUGCUUGAAAAUAUAAAAGUCAAAUAUAUUAAUAAAUAAAUAAAUCAGUAAAUAACUAGUGUCACUGAAUAACUCAAUAAACAAAUAAUUAACUAAAUUUUUUUUUAACAAGUCGGCCGUCUCCCACCGAGGCAGGGUGACCCACCGAGGCAGGGUGACCCACCGAGGCAGGGUGACCCACCGAGGCAGGGUGACCCACCGAGGCGGGGUGACCCACCGAGGCAGGGUGACCCAAAAAAGAAAGAAAAUCCCCAAAAAGAAAAUACUUUCAUCAUCAUUCAACACUUUCACCACACUCGCACAUAAUCACUGUUUUUGCAGAGGUGCUCAGAAUACAACAGUUUAGAAGUAUAUACCAGUAUUAAAAAGUCAGUAAAUGAAUACAAGUUAGGGACUUGUUGCCUUCAUGUUGGGUAAUUAUUUUAUGUUUCAUCUUCAAAGUUAUUGUUGCAGCAUCAACAUAAAGUUGAAAUAUCCUAAGUUGAACCAUCGUAAAGUCAAAUUAUUCUAAGUUGAACCAUCAUAAACUUGAAAUACCCAAAGUCAGAGUUAUGUUGUUGUCACAAGUGUCAGCAGGUGACUGGGGUGAUGCUGCCACAAGUGUCAGCAGGUGGCUCUGGAGUGAUGCUGCCACAAGUGUCAGCAGGUGACUCUGGGGUGAUGCUGCCACAAGUGUCAGCAGGCAACUGGGGUGAUGCUGCCACAAGUGUCAGCAGGUGGCUCUGGGGUGAUGCUGCCACAAGUGUCAGCAGGUGACUCUGGGGUGAUGCUGCCACAAGUGUCAGCAGGCAACUGGGGUGAUGCUGCCACAAGUGCCAGCAGGUGGCUCUGGGGUGAUGCUGCCACAAGUGUCAGCAGGUGAUUCUGGGGUGAUGCUGCCACAAGUGUCAGUAGGUGGCUCUGGGGUGAUGCUGCCACAAGUGUCAGCAGGUGACUCUGGGGUGAUGCUGCCACAAGUGUCAGCAGGUGGCUCUGGGGUGAUGCUGCCACAAGUGUCAGCAGGUGGCUCUGGGGUGAUGCUGCCACAAGUGUCAGCAGGUGACUCUGGGGUGAUGCUGCCACAAGUGUCAGCAGGCAACUGGGGUGAUGCUGCCACAAGUGUCAGCAGGUGACUGGGGUAAUGCUGCCACAAGUGUCAGCGGGUGACUGGGGUGAUGCUGCCACAAGUGUCAGCAGGUGACUGGAGUGAUGUUGCCAUUAUUACCACCAUUGUUAAUAAUGACAACUUAACAACAUUCACCUUGUCACCUACUUCUCUAUAAUAGUAUCCUAUCAAACCUUUCUAUGAUAGGAUACCAUCUAACCUUACUGUGAUGGUAAGCUAUCUAACCUUUAUGAUAGUAAGCUAUCUAACCUGUAUGAUAGUAAGCUAUCUAACCCCUUCUCCUGUAUACAUUACGAAAUACAGUGGACCCCUGCCUUACGAUAUUAAUUCAUUCCAGAAGUCUGUUCGGGUGCCGUUACCGAGCAAAUUUGUUCCCAUAAGGAAUAUUGUAAAUCAAUUAGUCCGUUUCAGACCCCCAAAAAUACACGUACAAAAGCACUUACAAAAAUACAUUUACAUAAUUGUUCAAGUUGGGAGCUGAUCGUAAGGUGGGGGUCCACUGUAUGAGAGAAACUUUGCAUUUUUAGGUCACCGUCUGAGUGGGAUGCAGCUGGUUCAUUGGAAAAACAAAAGUAGUCUAUCUGUCAGUAAUGCACGAAUUUAACCCUUUUUUGCUAUGUUUUUUAUCUAUUUUUAUGAAAAUAUGAUGAUUACAGUUUCUGUAAGAUAAUUAGCAUUGACAGUGGAUUGGGCAGAUAGUGGGUUUGAGAAGGACCUGCCUAGUAUGGACCAGUAGGCCUUCUGCAGUGUUCCUCUGUGUUAUGUAAAAAGAAUAAACAAAUUCAAAGUAA
Cherax quadricarinatus is the source of this 12938-nucleotide messenger RNA. The record is from RefSeq and is a predicted model, not a curated record. Lineage: Eukaryota; Metazoa; Arthropoda; Malacostraca; Decapoda; Parastacidae.